AUGCAUUAUCAUAAUGGGCUGUUAGCAGUGGUGUUGUUAGUGUUGGUUAAUCUCAGGGGCAACAACGGUUACAUUACCACCGGUAUACCGCAGAUAAUCGAGCAUGAUAGGAGAGCAAUAUCUUCGAAUCUUCGGGAUGCGCUAGCGAAGAAGACAUUCUUCGAACAGAUCAGCAAUAAAAGCGAGUUCCAGUUUCCGGACGACUUUCUUUUCGGUGCUGCAACGGCAGCUUAUCAGAUCGAAGGAGCCUGGAAUGCGGAUGGUAAGGGACCCAGCGUAUGGGACACGCUGACACACAACCAUCCCGAGCUGGUGGUCGAUCGUGCCACCGGUGAUCGUGCGGCCGAUUCCUACCAUCGCUAUGCAAGCGACAUUGACGCGCUGGCGACUGUUGGCUUUGAUUACUAUCGCUUUUCGAUAGCCUGGUCAAGGCUGAUGCCUCGCGGCGAUCGUUCGUCGUUAAAUGCGCAGGCCGUCGACUACUACAACCAUCUGAUCGAUGAACUGCUGGCGAACGGGAUAGAACCGGUAGUGACUAUGCUCCACUAUGAUGUGCCACAGUAUUUGCAGGACUUGGGCGGUUUUGCAUCUCCACUGAUUGUCGAUUACUUCCGAGAUUACGCGGAUACACUGUUCCAAACGUUCGGUGAUCGUGUCAAAGUGUGGAUAACUCACAAUGAACCGUACGAUUUUUGCGUUGAUGGAUACGGUACGGGUAAAACCGCUCCGCUCGUCUAUGCUUCCGGUGUUGGUGAAUAUCUUUGUGCGCAUCAUGUACUUCUGAGCCAUGGUGCCGCCUAUCACCUCUACCAGGAACACUACCGCCAGGACCAGCGUGGUUUGAUUGGACUAACGCUCAGUGGAAGAUAUUACUAUCCUGCAAGUAAUGCCACCGCUCAGGAAGUCGUCGAUCGUGCCAUUGAGUUUCAGAUUGGUUGGUUUGCUGACCCACUGUUCGGAGAGGAUGGUAACUAUCCGGCCGUGAUGAUAGACGAAAUUGCCAAGAACAGUGCGCUCGAGGGACGAACUCGUUCCCGUCUGCCAACGUUCACCAGCACCGAACGUACGCUUCUACGUGGAAGUGCGGACUUUUUCGCCUAUAACUACUAUUCCAGCCGGCUGGUAGAGAUUGAUACCACCGAAUACAAUCCGCUGGACAUGCCCUCCUGGCAACGGGAUUCCCGUAUCAUUCAGUCUGUGGAUCCUGGCUGGAGUCGGGCAAAAUCUUCCUGGCUGUAUGUAGUUCCGGAGGGUUUACGGGGCAUUCUGAAUUGGGUUCGCAUGCGCUAUCAUAAUCCAACUGUGCUAAUAACGGAGAAUGGUUACUCCGACGAUGGUCAGCUUGAAGAUACGGAACGCGUCGAUUACUAUGCGAGACAUCUGAAGGCUGUGCUGACGGCAAUGCUCGAGGAUGGAUGUCAGGUGGCUGGUUUUACCGCCUGGAGCAUAAUCGAUAACUUCGAAUGGUUGCGAGGCUACAGUGAAAAAUUUGGCCUUUUUUACGUAAACUACACCGAUCCUGCUCUCGCGCGGAUACCCAAACGGUCCGCCAACUUCAUGGCGCGCGUGAUCAGCAGUCGUACCAUUCCGGAGGAAUAA
This is a messenger RNA of Anopheles marshallii, 1599 nucleotides long. RefSeq names its product myrosinase 1-like. Lineage: Eukaryota; Metazoa; Arthropoda; Insecta; Diptera; Culicidae. The transcript has 4 exons. Bases 1 to 1599 code for a protein of 532 amino acids. Gene Ontology annotation, molecular function: beta-glucosidase activity. Gene Ontology annotation, biological process: carbohydrate metabolic process. The record is from RefSeq and is a predicted model, not a curated record.